Lolium perenne is the source of this 892-nucleotide messenger RNA. NCBI's taxonomy places the organism in Eukaryota, Viridiplantae, Streptophyta, Magnoliopsida, Poales, Poaceae. The record is from RefSeq and is a predicted model, not a curated record.
AUGAAGGACAGCGCCGGUGUGGGAGAAGAGUUGAGGCAGAUUUAUUUGCCCGGGCGCCGCUCCCACCACCCCAACGGCGCGCCAUGCCAGAGAACUCCUAGCCCUAAGUACCAUGCAAAAAACGGGAUUCGCAUCAUCCACACCGAGCUCGUCUUCUUUUUCUCGUCCCUCGUACCUUCGUCGUGUUUGGUUGACCUCCCAAAUCCCAAUCCAACCCAACGCCAACGCAUCCCUCCACAUAUCCCUCCUCCGAUCCACAGCCGCCGCCGCCGCCGCGCCGUGGUUAGCGCCAGCACCGGACGCUUCAGACCCGCCCCGCCAUCCCCUUCCCGCUCCCGCCUCCCACCUCGCGUCUCCGCCAUCGCCCCGCUGACAACCGUCCCCAUUUUUCCUCAUCGCGACGCCGUGUUCCUGCUGUCUCCAACCCCCUCUGCAAUCUUUGGCCAUUUGGUGUUGAGGAAGAAUACCAUGGAGAUCAGACCCAUGGUAGCUCUGCGUGCAGCCCUAGUUGGUGGUGUAGCAGCAUUUGCGAAAAUCGCUGGGGCGAUGAAAGCUGCAGGAGGUGUGAAGGUUGGUGCAGCGGCUGCAGCCAUGACAGCAGCAGCAACGGCUGCUGUAUCCGGGAAAGACACGGCUAAUGAUAACCAAAAGCCAGGAGGAAAAUGAUAUAUGCCAUGAAUUUGGUUGAGAAGCAAUGCAUGAAAAUUGCUUCUCCAGAAUUUAGAUCAGCAUUCAGCAGUUUAUCAGUGCUGAAGAGCUGUGGAAGCUAAUUGUGGUCUUCGACAUGAUAAAAUAAGUUAUCGGAGCAAUUUUAAUGAUACACGUGUUAUCUACUCUGGUAUAAGAGUUAUAUUGUCCUGAGUUCCUCUAUUUAUGAUUUGGUUCCAUGCAA